AUGCAUCCUAAUGCUGCUGCUUUUUCUGUCAUAAUUCUGCAGCAUUGCUCGCCUGGUUUACUUAAUAACUUUGCACAUACAUAUGUAGCGCACCAAACACAAAGUGUGAAGCACAUCUCAUUCUUGCACAAUUUCGCUGAGAAAACUCGUGGCCGUAGAGAUUCCGAUUACAUCACUAGCUUGUGCUUCGUACUAUCCCUUCUUGGUCGACGAGCUCUUGGCGCAGCAUCGUACAAUCGUCAUUCAAAUGCCGCUGAGUCGUUCUUGUGCGGAUUGCAUGCAUUGUUCAAGGGCGACUUCAGAAUCACGUGCCAGCGUGACGAAUGGGUGUUCGCUGACAUGGAUCUAUUACGAUGUGUCAUCUCACCAGCAGUAAAGAUGGCAUUGAAACUGCAUCAAGAUCAUUUCGUGGCACCUGAUGAUUUUGAUGACCCAGAAUCCUUAUAUGAUCUCAUCGCCGACCACCAGACCAAACUGUUCAUCUCACAUGAACAUGAUCCUGCCUGGCGCCGUGCAAUAAUUGCAAACACUCCAUCUUUGUUAGCCUUGAGGCAUGUUUAUGACGAAGGACAGGAUGAUUACAAGAUUAUCAUGCUGAAUAGGAUGCAUCUGAACAUGAGGGUGAUCAAGUUGAAUCGAGAAUGCGUGAGAGCUUUUUGGGCUGGACAGCAGCAGGAGCUGAUCUUUUUGAGGAACAGAAAUCCCGAAAGAGGAAGUAUCCAGAAUGCUAGACAAGUGUUGAGGAACAUGAUCAACAGUUCGGCUGAUCAGCCGGUUGGAUAUCCUAUCUAUGUUUCUCCUCUAACCACGUCGUUUGCUGAAACUCACUCACAAAUGGAACGAAUUAUCGGACCACCGAUUACCAUUGAGGGCAUUGGCUCAGCCAUCAGGAGAGCAUGGACAGCGUUACGUGCUCACUUUGGACCAUCCGGAAGUUCCUCAUUGAGAUUGCAAGGAGGCUGUGGUGCGAAUGUACCUCCUAUAGCUCUACAAACCUUGACUGCAGUUCAGUCACAGCAGAAGCAAACAGGCAGUGCUGAAGUUGAUGAGAGAGGAAGCACUACUUCGGCCCAUGUGGAGAAUUCCAUCGUACACAUGACUCCAGAUGGAAGUGCUCGAGUAAUGCUAGCCAGAAGAGUAGGUGGAAGCGGUGAUACCCCUCCAGCCAUCAGCAAAUACUCGUCGACGGAUUCGGUGCCGCAAGGUACUGCGAAAAGGAUAAGCGCUGAGAGGAAGACGGAAGAGAAGGAGAGUGUCGAGGAAGAAGACGUGGAAGAGGCUAGAGAUGUAGGAAUUUGGGUCCGAAUCACGGAUCCGGAACAGGUUUUCCGCUAUCUGAAUGAGCCGCUGAAAUCCACUGGGGAGCCAUUGGUUGUAUGGCCAAGUGAGGAAAUUCGGCAGAUCAGCGGUCGGAAUUGCUGGUAUAUCCAACCCAUGGAAGGAUUUACUGGACGUGUGAUGUUUACUUGGCAUCCAAACCAUCCUAAUAGGAAACUACGCAGCCAUAUAGGAGACGCUAUAUAUCUA
This is a messenger RNA of Cylicostephanus goldi, 1527 nucleotides long. The record is from the annotation of a GenBank genome assembly. NCBI's taxonomy places the organism in Eukaryota, Metazoa, Nematoda, Chromadorea, Rhabditida, Strongylidae.